UCCAAUUUAUUUUCAAAACAACUCAUGGCGUGCUUUGCUUAGCUCCUCGUGGUCGGCAUGGUUUUUGGUCAUCUCGGUGCUUCCAAGUAAUGCGUGACAUAAAAUUGAGCUCACCAGCGGACACUAUGGAGAGCACAACCCCGAUCCAUGAAUAUCCGUUGUUUGCUACCGGUGAUAAUGCUGUUGAUGAGACACAAAAGCAGGAGGCGCAUGUUGCUGAGCCACAGACAUUGUCGAAAAAUGCAGCCAGGAAACUUGCCCGAUAUGAGAGGGUAGUUGCUGCGCGGAAGGCAAAGCGUCGUGAAAAGAAACUUGCUCGGAAAAGCAGAAUAGCUGCAGCAAAGGAGCUAGGAAAUUGUGAUGUCAAGUCGAUUUCUGGUGGCCAGUGGCAGAGGCCUGACAGGCUGCUACAGGAGGAGGCACUCAAUCUUGACUCUUCACCAGGCUCUGAAAUGCCUGCUCCAUGCGUCUGCAUUGACAUGGGGCACACAGAACACAUGAGUGAUAAGGAGCUGAACAAACUGUCAUCACAGUUACGAAGGCUCUAUGGCUCUAAUCGUCAUAGCUACACUCCCUUGAAGCUCCACUUUACUCAUUUCCCUUCAUCUUGCCGUCUUUACAAGAUGUGUGUUGAAAAGCAUCAAGGAUUUGAAAGGUACUCGGUGGAGAUGAGGGCAGAAAGUCAUGUGAGGCUGUUUCCUAAGGAGUCGCUGCUCUACCUGAGUCCAGAUGCACCUGAGGCCCUCCCAAUUACACCCCUGGGAUCCAACACUGUUUACGUCAUUGGGGGCCUUGUGGAUGAAACUGUUCAUAAGAACAUUAGCCUGAGCAGUGCACGGGCAGAAGGCAUUCGGUGUGCACAGCUACCAAUUGAUGAAUUUAUGGAGCGCUGUGGGGGCACAGGUUGCAAGAUUCUUACUGUCAACCAGGUGUUCGACAUCUUGUUGAGUGUACACGAGACUCAAGGGGACUGGGCCAACUCCUUGGCAAAAGUAAUUCCCAAAAGGACAGGUCUUAGGAAGAAGCAGUCUUCCUGACAGGCUGUGAAACAACAAAUCAAGUUUUGGAAGGAAUGUUCAUCGCGCACACAUCACAUUUCCUUUGGGAGGCUGUUUUUGUCAGCUUUCUUGGCUUUACCUCAAUGAUGUAAAUAGUGUAUACUAGAGAGCUUGUGAAGUACUGUUGGAGAAAUACCUAGAUUAUGGCUGGUGGUUAUUGGGAGUUAUUUCAUAUUAACUUUAGGUAGUUUUAGAGCACAUUUGGGUUUAUGAAAACAAGCUCAAGAGCUUGUGCCUGUUGAUUGUGUAUGUGUUGUUUAAUUACAAGAAGCUGAAAUAGCAUUUUAUUAUACAAUCAUUUUUUUAUUACUGCAUUGUGCCAAGGAGUGACUGUGAACUGAAGAAUUGGUGCAGGUAGCCAGUGAUACCUCUGUGUCAGCAUUGUGGUAAACAGUGUAACUACUUC
This is a messenger RNA of Dermacentor andersoni, 1464 nucleotides long. RefSeq names its product tRNA methyltransferase 10 homolog B-like. Gene Ontology annotation, cellular component: nucleoplasm; nucleus. Gene Ontology annotation, biological process: tRNA N1-guanine methylation. Lineage: Eukaryota; Metazoa; Arthropoda; Arachnida; Ixodida; Ixodidae. The record is from RefSeq and is a predicted model, not a curated record. Gene Ontology annotation, molecular function: tRNA binding.